Messenger RNA from Helobdella robusta, 231 nucleotides. RefSeq lists its product as hypothetical. The record is from RefSeq and is a predicted model, not a curated record. The annotation marks the transcript as partial. Lineage: Eukaryota; Metazoa; Annelida; Clitellata; Rhynchobdellida; Glossiphoniidae. The transcript is spliced from 2 exons.
GGAGGCAUCGAUACGCAAACAAAAGAUGCCUUUCUGGUGGAAGUAAAUAAACGAGAUGCUGCCACGCUGUUGCCAUUGAUACAGCGACAUGUUCUGCCCGGUACAACAGUUUGGACGGAUCUAUGGGCUGCUUAUAACAGUAUAACAGCCGUAACCGGUCUAGCCCACCAAACCGUAAAUCACUCCAUUACAUCCCGGGCCGUAAACGGAGUGCAUACAAAUGGAGUGUAG